UAAACAAAAACAUUGGAUCGCGAUAAAAUUUCCGAGUGAUGCGAGCGAUCGAAUUUUGUGAAUACCUAAUUUGAUUUACGUAAAAUUUAUUUUUAAAUGGUUUUCGGUCACAUUUUCCUGAUGAUAUCAAGUAUCCCAUCCAAGUUCGGUGUCCCAAAUCUAAACGUCGGGUAGUGGCAAUGAUUGGUGCGAUAUUGAUUGAAGUGUUCGUGAUUGUUUUCGGGAGUUCGUCGGAAAAACCUUGAUGGUUAUCGAUUUGAGUUAUUGUUCGUAAUACCCGUUUUUCGUAACUAACCGUGUUUCUGUUGGUUUUGUUUCAUUACGACGGCGACUAUUGCUGCAACCAAAUAUAACAAGCUAGUUUUGUAGUGAACGAUAAAUUCAAAAAUACACAUUGCACCUUAUCCUGCUGGAAACAGCUUACGGAAAUGGCGUUCCGGGAUUGGAGAAUCGUCCGGAUUCUCACGGGAAUAGCAAUGCGGAUAUGGGCAGCUAGUGGAGCAGCCUUGCUAGCCGCUUUUAUUAUGUACAUAGUUUAUGGAGGGUUCUUUGCUUUCCUGUUGUUGUUGUUUGCUGUUUCCGGAAUUCUUUACCACGCACAAGACAACCUUCUGUUUCAUCCUGAUUUGCCAGCCAACUCCCGUAUCUUCGUUCCGGUUCCAUCGAUGCACGGCUUACCUUACGAAACGAUUCAUGUUAAAACGAGGGAUGGCGUUACACUUCACUGUUUCUGGGUGCGCCAUCCUGGGGACAAGGGUCGAUACGUUCCGACAAUUAUGUAUUUCCAUGGCAAUGCAGGCAACAUGGGCCACCGAUUGCAAAAUGCCAGUGGUUUCUUUCACACGUUGCAGUGCAAUGUGUUGAUGGUGGAAUAUCGUGGCUACGGCCUAUCCGAUGGAACUCCCAGUGAAAAAGGGUUCUUCAAUGACGCCCGUGUAGUUCUGGACCAUUUGCUUGGUCGUCACGACCUCGACCAUAGCCAAAUUAUUGCCUUCGGAAGAUCACUAGGUGGAGCCGUCUCGAUCGAUCUGGCCGCUGAUGCCGUUUACGGUACCAAGCUCAUGGGAGUGAUUGUAGAAAACACUUUCACAAGCAUUCCGGACAUGGCAGUAGAAUUAAUCCAUCCGAGCGUGCGUUAUCUGCCACUGUUUUGUUAUCGUAACAAGUUUCUCUCGGUGCAUAAGAUUCAGUUCAUCUCGGCACCGAUUCUUUUUGUAUCCGGCCUAGCAGAUACUUUAGUGCCUCCGAGGAUGAUGUCGAUGUUACACACUCGCUGCGGCAGUACCCGGAAAAAUUUGCUGCAAGUAGUCGGAGGAUCCCACAAUGACACGUGGGCUGUUAGCGGGUGA
This is a messenger RNA of Uranotaenia lowii, 1349 nucleotides long. It is a transcript of the gene Bem46, whose product is annotated as protein ABHD13. Lineage: Eukaryota; Metazoa; Arthropoda; Insecta; Diptera; Culicidae. Gene Ontology annotation, cellular component: membrane. The transcript is spliced from 2 exons. Gene Ontology annotation, molecular function: palmitoyl-(protein) hydrolase activity. Bases 429 to 1349 code for a protein of 306 amino acids. The record is from RefSeq and is a predicted model, not a curated record.